AUGAAAAGGAAUGGCAAAGAUGGGUGGAUUUCUCUUGGUGGAAUCUUUCUAUGCAUUACAGGGACUGAGGCCAUGUUUGCAGACUUGGGUCACUUCGAUGUGCAUGCAAUUCAAUUUUUCUUUUAUUACAUUUCCUGCAUUAGUAUGCGCAUACAGUGUGGACAAGCAGAUCAAAUUGGGAAUACCUUUUAUAACUCAAUACCUGAUCCAAUAUUUUGGCCAACAUUUGUUGUGGCUGUCUCUGCUGCUAUCAUUGCAAACUGUGCUGCCUUUAGAACCACAGAUAAUAUUGGUCAUGCUUAUGGAAUUGCUGUGUGUAUAGUAAUGCUGGUCACAACAUGCAUGGUUGCUCUAAUAAUGCUUGUUAUAUGGAAGACAAGCAUAUUGUGGAUAGCUCUUUCUGUUGUGAUAUUUGGUUUGAUAGAGAUUGUGUAUUUAUCGUCCAUGUUAACUAAAUUCGUUCAAGGAGAAAAAGGUACUUAUUUGAGCUCAAGAUCUGGUGAAUAUGUAAGAGAACUAGUAAGCAAAAGGGUUGUAUCUAGAAUUCCAGGAGUAUCACUUAUAUACUCAGAACUAGUUGAAGGAGUUCCACCAAUAUUUGCUCAUGUUAUUUCCAACCUACCCCACAUUCAUUCUGUAGUAGUAUUUGUUUCCAUGAAGUCCAUCCCUAUUAGCAAAGUUGGCUUAGAUGAGAGAUUUCUUUUCAGACAGAUUCAACCAAAAGAGUACAGAAUUUUCCGCUGUGUUGUGAGGUAUGGCUACAACGAUGUGAUUGGAGAACCAAACGAGUUUGAGCAACAAUUAGUAGAACAACUCAAAGAAUUUAUUAGCGACCAAAAUGUUACUUAUUUGAUUGAGGGGGUGGGAGGAACUGAUGCUGACCAAACAAAUAACAACUUGUUUGUAACGAGCCAACAACAAUCAAACAGUGAUGAUGUUGUAAAGGACAGCAAAGGUUCUUCAAAUAGAAUAGCACCAGCAGCAACUUCUUCAUAUCAAGGGGUGGUUGUGUCUGGUGCUUCAUCAGAUUCUAUUCACUCAUUUGGAAUGACUAGUAGAAUCUCUAAUCAAAAUCUGCAGGGAGUGGAAGAGGAGAUAUCCUUUGUGCAGAGGGCAAUGGAGAAAAGUGUGGUUUAUAUGCUGGGAGAAGCAGAAGUAGUAGCAGAGCCAAACUCAUCUAUACUUAAGAAGAUAGUUGUCAAUCAUAAUUAUAAUUUCUUGAGGAGAAAUUUUAGACAAGGAGAUAAUUUAAUGCAAAUCCCACGUUCUAGGCUUCUCAAGAUUGGAAUGAUAUAUGAAAUAUGA
This is a messenger RNA of Vicia faba (fava bean), 1305 nucleotides long. The record is from the annotation of a GenBank genome assembly. Lineage: Eukaryota; Viridiplantae; Streptophyta; Magnoliopsida; Fabales; Fabaceae.